AAAUUUCCUUCACUUCUCUCUACACAUUCUAUAUUCGUAUUCCUCUCAUCAAUAAGCUCCAAAAGCUUUGGAACAUAUUUUUCAAUCUAAUAAUAUGUCGUCACGGAGUUUUGAGAUUACUAUCUUAUCAGCAGAGAAUCUUAGAACGAACAAAACAUCAAUAAAGAAAAACGUUUUUGUGAAGAUUCAAACCGAUGGAAACGGCGAAGUGAGGACGACGAAGGUGAACGGCGAAGGCGGAAGCUACCCUUCAUGGAACGAGAAGGUUGUCAUGGAAGUUCCAUUGCAUGCAAGGUUUAUAACUUUGGAGGUGAAUUGCAAAGCAACAAUGGGGAUUAAGAGUGUUGGAAUUGCAAUGAUACCGGUUUCGGAUAUAGUAGGAGGGUUUGUCCCUCAAAAUCAAGUUCAAUUUUUGAGUUAUAGGUUAUGGGAUAGCAAGGUUAACAGAAAUGGGGUUAUAAAUAUUUCUGUAAGGGUCAAAAUGCCGGAGAUUUCGUUGUUGUUGCCGCCGGCGAUAAAUGGGUUGCCGGCGCAAGGAGUUCCGGUGACCGGAAAGAGCUCUAAUGCGGUUGUAACUGGAAUUCCAAUUAAUUGGUUUUAGAUUAUAAAGAGUGAUGGAAAAUAUUGUUAAUAGUUAUUUUUAGUUGCUUAAAUAUUAUUGGACGUGAAAACGCUA
Messenger RNA from Arachis duranensis, 676 nucleotides. Its product is annotated as BON1-associated protein 2. The transcript has a single exon. Gene Ontology annotation, biological process: defense response. NCBI's taxonomy places the organism in Eukaryota, Viridiplantae, Streptophyta, Magnoliopsida, Fabales, Fabaceae. The record is from RefSeq and is a predicted model, not a curated record. Bases 95 to 601 code for a protein of 168 amino acids.